AUGCCUCACACUGAUCCGAUAGGCGCGGGGACAGAUACCCUACCUGUGCGAAACAUCUCCAAGUCAACCAUCUACACGAUGAUCCCGUCGAUGGUCCGAUCGAGAAUACCAGUUUUGACCUCACUUCGGCAUACCGCGAGAACAGUCGUUCUACACGGCUCGAGGGUGCGAAGAGGAGGAGAAGGUUAUGCCUUGUCAUGCAGGGAAACCACAAAAGAGAAGGAAAGCUAUAGCAUCGCAUCGACCACGGACUCGAGCAGAGCUACCACGCCCACAACACGACCAGAGAGUCCGGAGGGGAGUAUCCCUUCGCAAAAUUCGAGCUUGACAAAUUACCCUCGUCCGGAAACGAGAUCAGGUGUAGACUGGGAUGUUGCCCUGACUGGAGUCAGGUUGUGGGCGUCUGCGAAAGCACAAGCCGAGCAGGGCGGAGACUCGAUCGCGUUGAGGAGCAUGCACAUCGAUGCUUUGCGGUAUAUGCACAUGGCCCUUCCCCAAGACCUGACGCCGCUUGAGAUCCAAUCUUUGCGCGGUAGCAUGGCCCCUCAACUCAUCUCUCAAGCAGCCAAGCCUGGAGAGCUCCCCGUUCCACGACACCCCAACAUUUUGAGGCAAAGCAUUGCGCAGGCUGUCUGCUGGCUUAUUGCUGGACUGCUUCUGGUCCUCCCAGUGAUCAUGGCAUUGCUCAACCGACUCCUCCAAUUUGAACGCCAGCACCAGGUCACCGAACGGGUUAUUUCAAAUGGUGUUCAAGUGACAUCUGCCCUUGGUGAGCGUGGUAUUGAACUGCAUCAAGCGAUUGUUCGCUUCAAAGACGGUCGCGUGGGCGGCGCUUGCUUUGAUCUGGGAUCAUGGUUCAUGGAGGGCGUAGUUGGCGGAGUUAAUGACGGCCUUGACGCCGUCGCUCAGAGCCGAAGAGCAGCGUCAUAG
Messenger RNA from Cladophialophora carrionii CBS 160.54, 930 nucleotides. RefSeq lists its product as uncharacterized. The record is from RefSeq and is a predicted model, not a curated record. The transcript has a single exon. The coding region runs from base 1 to 930 and encodes 309 amino acids. NCBI's taxonomy places the organism in Eukaryota, Fungi, Ascomycota, Eurotiomycetes, Chaetothyriales, Herpotrichiellaceae.